GCCAGCCAACCUGCCUGCAGCCAGAUGGUUUACCACGAAGGGGUGCCACCUAAGAACCCAGGCGGUUUGGCCUGAGCUAGGCCUUUGCCAAGCUGCUAUGAAAAGGAAGGCUGAAUGCUAAUGCAGCCAGCAGCAACCGGUUGUGUUCUCAGGUCACCCCUUCGCGGUACUUCUAUCUUCGCUUUUGUUUCUCACUGAAUCACCAUGCUUAUGGCUACAUUUUCGCAAUAGAAGUACUUGUGUCCGAGUCCAUUACCCCCUCUUCAAAACGUUAAUCUGCCGAGUGCGGUGAGUCACAGUCGGUGAGAGGCGCACCACCGCUCACCGAAUCUAAAAUCCCCAAAACCCUCGAAGCAAACCCCUAAAUCCGCAAUUCGUCCGUACAAUCCUCACCAUAGAUAUGGAAAUCGAUCCUCCAAAGAAACAAGAAGAUCCCCAAAUCAAAGAUAAAGACCUCUUCAAAGCGGCGGAGACCGGCGAUUCUUCCACAUUCAAAUCCCUUUCGCAAGACCAGCUCUCCAACUCUCUUAAACUCCGAAAUGAAGACGGUCGGUCUCUCCUUCACGUCGCUGCCUCCUCCGCCCACCCCGAGGUGAUGAAAAUACUCUCAGCUGCUGCUGAUGAAUCAGUUCUGAAUAGUUCCGAUGAGGAAGGCUGGGCCCCGAUUCACUCCGCCGCGAGCAUUGGUAAUUUGGAAAUUAUGGAAAUUCUGUUGAGCAAAGGAGCGAAUGUUAAUUUGAAAAAUGACGGUGGCCGCACGGCUCUCCACUAUGCUGCUAGCAAGGGACGGUUGAAGAUUGCUGAGCUUCUGAUCUCGCACGGUGCAAAGAUUAAUUCGAAGGACAAGGUAGGAUGCACCCCAUUGCACAGGGCAGCUAGCACCGGAAACUCAGCGUUAUGUGAAUUCCUAAUUGAGGAAGGAGCAGAAGUUGAUGCUGAAGACAGAGCUGGCCAAACUCCUCUUCUGAAUGCGGUCAUUUGUCAGAACAAGGAGGUAGCCCUCCUUCUUAUAAGACAUGGAGCAGAUGUGGACAUAGAGGACAAGGAAGGAUACACUGUGUUUGGCCGAGCUUCAGAUGAUUUUAGACCGAAAUUGGUUGAUGCUGCCAAGGCUAUGCUUGAAGGAUGAAUGACUCUUGGCAGGUGGCUGGAGUGUGAUGUGCUCAUUAAAAGUAAAUUUCUGGACAAAUUGCACAAAUAACGGACAAAAAGAAAGCACUCUCGAACUUUAUUUUGUUUUUAUCAAUCCAUCUUGUGAAGAAUCUAUUGGAGCAUUGAAACAGGAGUUUGCUUUAGAUUUAUUAGGUGAAGGAUCAAUGUGCUGCAUAUUUUCAACUAGAUUUCUGUCCCUCCCCAACCUGCCCUUCUUUCACAGUGCGCUGCUGCUGGUUUUGACCAUGGAGCAGUCUCUCUCUCUCUCUCUCUUGCUUUCUUCUCUAUAGCCUCAAAUCUGUCAGUAAGUAGUACGUUCCUUUCCGUUUGGUUUGAAGGAAAAGAAAACAGAGAAAGUACAGAGGGAACCAUUGCCAAGGUGGUGAUAAGCUCUAGACAUGCAGGAGAUGGUGGGGAGAACAAGGGUGUAAGUGACGUCUGACCCAUUUAUACUUAACCCAAAUUGAGUUUUUUGUCGACCUAUCUAGGACAUAGCUUUAUAUUUGGAUUUCUUCACAACUAGGUGGAGAGGAAAGAGAGUGCUGGCUUUCAUGAGCUUAAGUCAGCUAUGCUUAUUACCAGUUUUGUAAGAAUUUUUGUAAUAGUUUUUCUGUAUGCUUGAAAGUUAAAACUGUCUCCUUUCGGUACUAGCAGAUCCUUAACACGUUCCAACUAUCUAAGGCUGUGUAAGCUGUAAGGUAAACGUAAAUAUAAUAAUCUCCAUUUUCCCUGUGA
Molecule: messenger RNA, 1887 nt
Organism: Theobroma cacao (cacao)
Lineage: Eukaryota; Viridiplantae; Streptophyta; Magnoliopsida; Malvales; Malvaceae
Source: RefSeq, a predicted model, not a curated record